UUUGACGCACGGUGGAGCCACAGCCGUGAAGCGGCGCAGGCGGACAUUGUUGUGGUAACAGCCAGCUCUGGAGGAUGAGCACGGAUGAUGCACUCAUGAGCGGAUAACGGGUUUGGAUCGGGCUCGUGCUCCGUGUCAUUUUCACUCGGGAGGAUGGAUUUGAACUGCUAGGCCGUCGCACCGUGCGGGCUCCCCCUUUUUCCUUCCCAGCCCACCGGAGAGCGGAGUUCAUUCAGCCGGAGCGAGCCGCGUCGCGCAGCCCGAUGAGACGCUGCCAGCGAGGUGAAAAUCACAACAUCUGCAGGGCGUGCGUCCGGGGCGGCUGGAUUAAGUUCUCCGCGGAUUCACCGGGCCUUUGUGGAACGCAGCUAGCACAGUGAAGCCCACGGGGCGGGUGUCGCCUUCACAGAGGAGGGGGGGAUCGGGAGUGCGGUGCUCCCGGAGGCCUUUGGAGAAACACAGCCUGCUCGCUGAGAGGAUGACAGAUUGACAUUAAUGGGGGUUUGUGCUGCAUUUUCAUACACGACCUCAUUAGAGCAUCGUCCACGGAGAACCGACAGUGGGUUCGGCGCAGAAUAGCACCGGAGUCAGUGUGCCUUGAAGGAAAACAGUCUAAAAUAAGACAUCACAUGUUUCUGCCUUGAUUUGUACCCGCGGUGCUGUGGUGAUCGCAUACAUGACAUCUGGAACGCAGUGGCUGCAGAUGAAGAAGAUGAAGAUGGUGAUGGCUCUCUGUUGAGCUUUAAAUUUACACACAUCUCAGUGCUUAUUCAUUCUCAGGUACCCGAAGGUGUCGUUUUCCUUUUUUGUUAUUUUUUUUUUUUUUUCCGCUGGAAAACAAUGGGUAGCGAAGGUGAGAUAAUAAACCGAGAACUGUCGAAGAUGUCCGACGAGGAUCUGCUGGCGUGCUCCAAAGAGGAGCUGGUGAGCCGGCUGCGUAAAGAGGAGACGGAGAAAAUCUCCGCUCUGAUCCAGCGCGGCCGGCUCAUCAAGGAGGUAAACAAACAGCUGCAGGGACACCUCCUCGAAAUCAGGGAACUGAAAGUCAUCAAUCAGCGCCUACAGGAGGAGAACGUGGAGCUGCGGGACCUCUGCUGCUUCCUGGACGACGACAGGCUCAAAGUGAAGAAGCUGGCCCGGGAGUGGCAGCUGUUCGGCCACCACGCGGCCAAAGUGAUGCGCGAGGACCUGGGCGGGUAUUUGAAAAAGCUGGCCGACCUGGAGCGCAUGCAGGACGGGCUGGUGAAGGAGAACCUGGACCUGAAGGAGCUGUGCCUCGUCCUGGAGGAGGAGUGCGUGAGCAGGAGCGACUCCAGCCCCGGGGGCUCCACCGAGCUCAACCUGCCCUGCAUGGUGGCCCGGGACCUGGGGGACGGCAGCUCCAGCACGGGCAGCGUGGGGAGCCCGGACCAGCUGCACCUGGUGUGCUCACCUGACGACUGACCCCGGUGUGCGUGUCAGCAGUGAAGGGCUUCUCCAUCCUGCAGAGGAGGCUGUGGACUGACAGACUUUUUGAAAUGAUCUGAAGAGGAAAAAAAAAAAAAAAAUGGCAUUAGGGCUUUCUGAAUGCUGCAGAGUUUUGUGUGCCACUAUGAAUUCUGACUUGACAAAGACUCUGUCACACCUCACGUUUCAGGACUUUACAAGGACAUUUAAUAAAUGUUUGCCAGAUGAUGAUGUAUCUAAAUUUUACAGUGUUUUUCUAAAGACUCUCCUGAAUUCUCCUUUUUUCAGUGGUCUGUUGUUGAGAAGAAAAAAAAAAUGGGACCAAAAAAGUGGGUCACAUAUAUAAAUUUAUCUCAUGCACUGGACUAGCCUACACUGGUAGAAGCCUUCUUUCUAUUGCACUGGUUAUCUUGGAUCUUUAAAUCACAGAUCGAAAGAUUCAUUUCAAUCCAGUUUUGAGCCAUAUUUACUCCACUGAAUUCCAAUAGCACUGAAAUAGAUGAGUUGUGAUUGCAACAAAAGAAACUAUUUGAUAUUUGCUUUUUGCUACGUGCCCAAUAAUGUGUAAUAUUUUAUGCACUCUCUUCCUCAGGACGGGAUUGGAGUGCCAUACGUGCAUGAUGAUCGUCACAAUUUGUACAGGCCUGUAAACCAAUCUGAUGGAAUGCCCCUUCAGGUUCACUGUGGGUGGGGCUGCUGGGCACACAUUUAAGGUCUGGGAUCAGACACAAUAGAUGUCGUUGGACCUAAUUCAAAACAGAAUUGACAAAAAAUAAUUCUGUCACUUUUUAUAUAUAUAUUAAAAAAAAUUGAACUGGAAACUCUUUGUAUCAAACUGGAAGGUCUACAAGUUUUGCUGAUUUUUCUUCUGUUCUUUUCAAGGCUGUUUGAAUCCACUUGUAUGACUUUUUUUUUAAUGACGUCGUCGGUGUUCAGUUGCAUAUCACAGGAUUUGUUUAGGCUGGCGCUUGUCAUCUUUCUCUUCUGUAACUCAUGCUUUGUAUUUAAUCUGUGACACUAGGAAUAAUCUUAACUUUGACCCUUCUUUAUCUUGGUUUAUCUGUAUUAACUAGCAUUACUAACAAUUUCAGUUUAAAUCAUAGCUGAUGCACAUGGAUUAGAACAGAUUUAUUUAGUUGUUUAGCUGUUUAUUGGUGGGCUAUGCUCGUAGUGCACUGAAGAGCUUUAAAUACAGUGAGUAUGACACUUUG
Molecule: messenger RNA, 2657 nt
Organism: Salarias fasciatus (jewelled blenny)
Lineage: Eukaryota; Metazoa; Chordata; Actinopteri; Blenniiformes; Blenniidae
Gene: ccdc85b
Product: coiled-coil domain containing 85B
Exons: 1
Coding region: 841-1443 (200 amino acids)
Biological process (GO): negative regulation of DNA-templated transcription
Cellular component (GO): nucleus
Source: RefSeq, a predicted model, not a curated record